ACGUGUCAGUCGGGGGUCUCCGCGGUGAUCAGCGCCGACUAUGCACCGCUCCGCCGCCGCCGCUCUAGGAGCGGCGCUGCUGCUGGCCGUGCUGGCCGCGGCGCGGGCCGAGGAGGCCAGCGUGGUGGGCGAGCCGCUCUCCAUCGCCGCCUUCAACGUCCAGCGCUUUGGCAUCACUAAGAUGCAGAAACGAGACGUCAUGGACCUGCUGGUCAGGGUCCUGUCCCAGUACGACAUCACGCUCGUGCAGGAGAUCGUGGACGUCUCGGAGACGGCCAUCCACAACCUGACGGCGCGGGUGGCCGCCGCCACCGGCCAGCCUUACAGCGUCACCGUGUCGCCGCGGGUCGGCAGGAACGCGUUCGAACAGUACGCCUACGUCUAUAGAUCGGACCGCGUUGGAGUACGGAGCGCCCUCAUGUACCCGGACCCCAGCGACGUGUUCGAGCGGGAGCCGUACAUCGUCACGUUCGCCCUCGAUGACGUCCGGUACCUCAGCGAGCUCACCCUGGUCGGCAUCCACACCCAGCCCAGAAAGGCCGACGUUGAGAUUGACGCACUGUCGGACGUGCUGGACUACGUGCAGCAGGAGAUGAGCGCCAGUAAUGUCGUCCUAUUGGGCGACUUCAACGCCGGCUGCAGCUACGUCACGGAGACGGAGUGGGCGGUGAACCGACUGAAGAGUCGCCAAGACGUUGUGUGGACCAUCGCCGACUACACAGACACCACCGUCUCAAGUACAAACUGCGCCUACGACCGGAUCGUGCUGAACGGAGACGCCUUGCUGAACGCCGUGGUGGACAACAGCAUCGGCCCCUUCCGCUACGACGAGGCGUGGGGCAUCGGGUUUGAGCUGACGGAGGAUGUCUCCGACCACUACCCGGUCAAUCUGCAGCUGAAGCCGAAGACAGUGAGGGCGGCCGAGCAGUACCUGUACCCGCUGGACGUGUUCUCCGUCACCGACCGGCGCGGCGUGCCGGCCGAUGACGUCAGAGCUCUGACCACCGCCGCUGAUACGGCCCAGUACGACGUGCUCGGCCUCUACGACGCGCAGAGUCAGCUGGUCAAGGUCGAGGCUUCGUACAGGUCCUACAAGCUCUCAGGCGAUGGAAUCUUGGACACGCUUAUCAGCUUCCAGACUAAGUUCCCCAGCAUCGUCUCCAACUACGACCUGGGUCUGCUGCGCUACAAGAUCGAGGCGGGCGCCCUGAAUGACCCGACCGUGUACGAGGCAGCCGAUGCGCCACGCUGGUACGCCCAGGUUUCCUGCUCCAUGGCGUCCAAGCCUCGCUGCCAGGUCACCGUGGAGAAGCGCACACUCGUGGCCUGAGUCAGCUGAUCGGACAGGUCACGCGUCGGUGUCACCUGACCGGACAGGUCACGUGCCUGAGUCACCUGAUCGCACAGGUCACGUGGCGGCGUCAGCUGAUCGGACAGGUCACGUGCCUGAGUCACCGGAUCGGACGGGUCACGCGUCGGUGUCACCUGACCGGACAGGUCACGUGCCUGAGUCACCUGAUCGCACAGGUCACGUGGCGGCGUCAGCUGAUCGGACAGGUCACGUGCCUGAGUCACCGGAUCGGACAGGUCACGUGCCUGAGUCACCUGACCGACCGGACAGGUCACGUGCCGGCGCCACCUGACCGGACAGGUCACUUGCUGGCGUCACUACAUUCGACAGGUGACGCGCCAGUGCCAACGCGUACAACGGAGCGUGAGGAGUCAGUCAGUCGCACAGUCUGGUGGUGGUCGGUGACGGCGGGUCGCUAUUGCCCGAAGCGGCAAUUAGGGUGGUUGUGGGUUGUGAAUACACGGGAAGUGCCGCGUACGGUCUCUUAAAUAAAUGUAU
Messenger RNA from Pollicipes pollicipes, 1849 nucleotides. Its product is annotated as deoxyribonuclease-1. The coding region runs from base 41 to 1330 and encodes 429 amino acids. Gene Ontology annotation, cellular component: nucleus. Gene Ontology annotation, biological process: DNA catabolic process. The record is from RefSeq and is a predicted model, not a curated record. Gene Ontology annotation, molecular function: deoxyribonuclease I activity; DNA binding. The transcript has 9 exons. NCBI's taxonomy places the organism in Eukaryota, Metazoa, Arthropoda, Thecostraca, Pollicipedomorpha, Pollicipedidae.